Molecule: messenger RNA, 807 nt
Organism: Clonostachys solani
Lineage: Eukaryota; Fungi; Ascomycota; Sordariomycetes; Hypocreales; Bionectriaceae
Source: the annotation of a GenBank genome assembly
AUGUCUACCUUCAUAAUGAAAGUUGCAAUUGUCACCGGUGCUUCCUCUGGGCUUGGUCGAGCGAUUGCCAUCGCGUACGCCAAGCAAGGAUGGAAAGUAGCUUGCAGUGACCUCCACCACAGUCCACCACAAGGAGAGUCUCUGUCGACUGUGGAAGUCAUCCAACAGACUUGCAGCAAUCAGGCUGCAUAUAUUCACACUGACGUUUCCAGCUCCGAGAGUGUCCAGAACCUCAUCUCCACGACAGUAUCCCUGUUUGGCCGCCUCGAUGUGAUGGUCAACAACGCCGGCAUUGCCCUCGAAUCCUACAAUAAUCUGGGUCCGAGACCAAUUCACGAGACUGAUGAAUCGACUUUUGAUAAGACAAUUGCCGUCAAUCUUCGUUCAGUAUUCCUGGGCUGCAAGUACGCUAUACGCCAGUUUCACGCCCAAGAGCCACUAUUCGGAAAUCACCGGGGGUGGAUAAUCAACACGGCAUCGGUGUUUGGUUUGAAACCUCAGGCUGGUCACGUAUCAUACGCAACAAGCAAAGCUGGCGUUGUGCAUCUGACCAAGUGCUUGGCCAGAGAGCAAGGACCCUACAAGAUUCACUGCAAUGCGAUAUGUCCUGGAUUUGUUAAAACCGCCAUGGACAGCCAGAUGCUAGAGGACAAGCAAAUGGGACCCGACACAGUCGCUGUGCACCCAUGGGGAGAGUUGGGGCUGCCCGAGGACAUCGCCAAGGCUGCGGUUUGGUUAGCCAGUGACGAAGCAGCUUGGGUGACUGGCGUUGCCUUACCAGUUGAUGGGGGAUAUAUGACGGCAUAA